CAAACCUGACGUCAUUUUUGUAUUUUUCCCCUCUGCUUACAGUCUUUAUUUUCGUGUUUGAAGAAGAAUAUUUCCAAAAUAUGGCUGCAGAUUCGCCGAAAAGAAGUAUAAAAUCAAAUUAUAAUGUUAUUAGACCACAGGCUUUUAGUGAAAAGAGUGUGAUGGAAAGUGUAGUGGAUUUCAUCUCAGAUGUUGUUCCACAGGCAUACACUGGUAACAUAAAGGCUGAGGAUAAGGAAAGGAUUCAGUGGGUUCAGUUUGCCCAGUCUGAUAUCAAUGAUGUGUCCUCAAAUCCAGAUCUGAACACUAACGAGAGUAAAGGGGUGCCCUUAUUACUGAUACUGGGAUAUGGAAAUGGAGUACAAGUGUGGAAUAUAGCGACCAAUGGAGAGGCACAGGAAGUGAUGUCACUGAGGCAAGGACCAAUCAGAAUCUUCAGAGUUCUACCAACACCUACACAAGUUUUUGAGGAUCCUGAUCAGUUCCAUUAUAAGAGACCACUGGCUGUUCUCUGUGACAGUACCAGUGCUGGACAGCCAUACUGUUCUGUGAAGUUCAUUUCCGUAAGAACUGGAGAUGAGGUUCACAACAUCAGUUUUAAAACACACCCUGUCUUAAAUAUAGAGGGCAGUAAGAGAGUGGUUGUGGUGGUGUUCCAAGAGAAGCUGAGUGUGUAUGAUGCUUGUUCACUGAGACAACUGUUCUGGGUCAUGAACUGUUUUCCUAACACUGGCCCAAAUAUUAACCCUAUUGCUCUGGGAACAAGGUGGUUAGCCUACGCAGAUAAAAGGCUUGUUCCAAUGCACCAGUCCUGUGGCGGUAUGUCUGGAGAUGGAUCGCAGUCUUAUGCUGCCACGGUCAUCAGUGCUGCUAAGGGAGCAUUUAAGGGUCUGACCAUGUUUGGAGAAGCUAUGGUUCACAGUGUAACAGGAACAAAGCCUGCCCCCUCACCAAAAAAGGCUGACUCCCCUCCCCUGGACAACGGUCAUCGUCCAGGCAUUGUGUCCAUCAUUGACACACAGACAGUCAAUGUUGAUCAUUUCAGUGUGAGUGAAGACAAUGAAGCUGACGGACUCAUUGCUCAUUUCCACGCCCACGCUAAUGAGCCAGUGUCAUGUAUGACCUUUGACUCCUCUGGUACACUACUCCUGACUGCAUGUAAACUAGGGCACAACUUUCAUGUGUUCAGAAUCAUGGCUCAUCCAUGUGCCUCGUCACUGGGGGCAAUUCAUCAUCUGUAUACACUACACAGAGGGGAGACAACUGCCAAGGUGAUUGACAUGUGCUUUAGUCAUGACAGUAGAUGGGUGACAGUCAGUUCUCACAGAGGAACAACUCAUCUUUUCCCUAUUACACCAUAUGGAGGUCAAGUAAAUACUAGAACACACUGUAGUCCACGGAUUGUAAAUCGAGCCAGUCGGUUCCACAAGAGUGCUGGAUUGGAUGAUAUGGAUCAUGGAGCUGGAAGGAAUAGCCCCGUGCUCAAUGCCUCAGGAAGUCCAACGUCAGCAGGUCAAUAUGACAACUACCCAAGUUUACUGAGACAUAAUGCCCUCAACAACAGUAUAGGGAACCCAAGACUUCCUCCCUAUCCCCACCCAAUCACUGUGUACCCUCUGGCCCAGAUCAAACAGCCCUUGAUGACCGGGCGGGGCAGUAGUAAGACAGGCAGUCCCUCCCACACAGGCUCGGAUAACUGGAUCCUUGUCACAGCUUGUUUUUCUACACCCAGAGUGUGGGUUGGAGGAAGUCCUAGCCUCUCUGUAGAUAGGAGAGAAGGUAAGAGAGCAGCAGACUCCCUAUUUCUAAUGAGUCAGACGGGAACUCUAGUGGAGUAUGUCCUUGACCCUAAAUCCAAGCAAGUAACAGAGAAAAUAACAGAUGGAACUCCUCUAGAUUUAUCCAUUACUGGUUAUACCCAAUGGCACCUACAGAGGUCAAAAACAUCAGAGGAAGUCAGGCCCCCUCUAGUCCUCAAUAACCCCCUUAUUUUAGCCUCUGAUGCAGUCAUGUCACAAAGACCAUCCUCACGCACAGAUGACAGUGGUCAGUUCCCGGUGACCAGACAAGAUUCCCGUGAUAGCUUACCAGCUGAACAGGAAAACAGAAGGGUCGAUCAAGAGGAAUGGCUUUCUCAAGUGGAGAUCAUUACCCAUGUAGGACCCCACCGUCGCCUCUGGAUGGGACCACAAUUCUCUUUUAAAACGUACCAGAAUGUACAGAACACUACGGUCUUGUCCUCUCAAUCCUCGGCCCUUCUGUCUCAGAGUCCAGAGGUCAACCUGUCCAACAUGGAUGUCACCUCAGACGAGGUGGACCUCGAAAGUCUAAAAAUCCAGCCAGUGAGAUCUAGUCCUGUAGCUAUGCCCAAUGCUCGCCCUGCCUACAGACGAACAGGAAGUGACAUCACCUCUUCUCCGGGAAAAGGUCCCUCACCUUUACUCAUAGAAGCAGGCAGUUUUGACCAGUCUCCAAAUCUUUGUGACGUCUACAGCAGUUGGGCCGAGUCCACGGUUGCUAAGCAACCUAGAGGAAGUGUAGAAUUAGAUGAGAAAAUGAAAGAAAAUCUUGCAGAGGCCAUGUUAGAAUCCCCAAUGAAGGAGGGGGGCCCUUCAUCAGUAUCACAUGAUGCCUUUAUUGGUAGUAACGAGAACCUAAGCACGUCUUCUGGCUCCAGUAUUGGGCUGACACGAGAACACGUCAUGGACCCAAUGUUUAGCACCAGCAACGAGUCACCUGACUCCAGCUGACGUCACAGGGAACCGGAAGUUGAAUCUAGGUACCGGAAGAUCUCGACAGCCGAUUGUAAUGUGUCAUUCUCUAUAAUUAAAUGUAAAAAUUAAUGUACUCGCUUUUAUGAUAAUUUAUCAUUUUAAAUAAUAAUUGAAUGUAAAAAAAUGUUUUAAAGUGUGUAAAUGAUAAAGGGGAAAGUUUAGACGUAAGAAAAUGAAUAAAUGCAUCAAAACUGUGCAUGCAUUGACUGAACCCAAAGGAUUGGUCUGUAUUUCAUUGUGAUACUGUACAUUUUUAUAUAUACAUAUAUUGGUUAUGAAAAUGAAACACUCAUUUUGCAUUGUUAGAAUAAUUUAAACUUGUAAUAAAUAUAUGGUUGUUAUUUUAAAAUGUAUUUUUUCUUAAAUUUUACAUUAGAUGUGCGUAAUAAAGGUGAUAUCCAAAAACAA
Messenger RNA from Saccostrea echinata, 3182 nucleotides. RefSeq names its product BCAS3 microtubule associated cell migration factor-like. The record is from RefSeq and is a predicted model, not a curated record. Bases 81 to 2750 code for a protein of 889 amino acids. Lineage: Eukaryota; Metazoa; Mollusca; Bivalvia; Ostreida; Ostreidae. Gene Ontology annotation, cellular component: cytoplasm. Gene Ontology annotation, molecular function: protein binding. The transcript is spliced from 22 exons. Gene Ontology annotation, biological process: autophagy; response to starvation.